AUGGCUCUGGUAGCCCAUAUAGAUUCCGGAAAGACUACCUUGACGGAGUCCAUCUUGCUCAAGUCUUCAUACCUGUCUUCCGCUGGUACAGUAGACACCGGAAGCACUACAACAGAUUUUCUACCAGCAGAGCGCGAGCGAGGUAUCACCAUCCAAUCUGCCAGCAUUCCAGUGAAGUGGAGAGAUUGGACCUUCAACCUUAUUGAUACCCCGGGUCACGCUGACUUCGGCAUGGAGGUGGAAAGUGCCAGUCGCGUGGUUGACGGUGCGGUUGUCUUGUUAGACUCUGUUGAGGGCGUUGAGGCACAGACGAAGGGUGUCUGGAGGCAGUUGGAUAGGUAUGGUGUACGGUCAAGAAUGGUGUUCCUCAACAAACUUGAUCGAGCAGGAGCAUCAUUCUCAUCCUCGCUGUUGUCGCUUCUCUCUAACCGGCUACAUCCCAAACCCAUGGCGUUGGUCUUACCAAUAGCUUCGUUCAAUCCCGACGACUAUGCACGGGGUGAACCCGGUAUUCAAGGUCUCGUGGAUCUCGUCGAGUGGGAGGUAUGGAAAUGGAAUGAAGAUGGCGAAUCAUCUCGUUACCCGCUUCCUUCCAAUGCCGAAGAUCUUAAGCGAACCAACAUCAUCCCUCUGUCUCAUCCCAUACUUCCGCAUCUGAUUCCCGCUCGCACUGCAUUACUCGAGAAUCUCUCCAUGUUCUCCGAAGACCUAAUGGAAGCACUGCUCAGCCUGCCUACCGAUGACCCUUCCCCUUACCUCGGCAUCUCUGCGUCAACGAUUAUGCCUCAUCUUCGGGCUGCAACCAUUCGCAAUGACAUCCUGCCCGUGGUAUGUGGUUCUGCCUUCAAACAUGUGGGCACCGAACUAGUAAUGAAUUACGUCGGAGAGCUCUUCCCCAGUCCGCGUGAUGUGGUUGACAGAGUCCCGGUACCUAAUGCGCCCUUGCGCAUGUUGGCAUGGAAGGUAGGUUGGGACAAGCGGAAAGGAUGGAUGACAUUCGUGCGCGUAUACUCGGGAACGCUCACACGCCAUACCACUAUCGUCAACGCCACACGAAAUCAGCGCGAGAAGCUCGCCAAAAUCCUGCUGCUCUAUGCUUCGCAGACGGAAGAGGUGGAUUCGCUGCCUUUCGGCUCAGUCGGUGUGCUUCUUGGUCUCAGACAUACUCGCACGGGUGACACGCUCGUCUCCACACAACAUUCCUCGGACAAUUCAUCGCUGGGCGACAUCGUGCCUCCUCCGGCAGUGAUGUCGGCAGCAGUGAUACCUCAAACGCAAGCCGAUUUAGAGCCCGUCCAGAAUGCUCUAAUAUCACUCGCACGGACUGACCCAUCUGUCCGCAUGGAGACACAUGAAGGGCAGCUUCUGGUGCACGGUCUUGGCUCAUUGCAUCUCGAAAUCGUAGAGAGCCGACUGAAAGAUGAGUGGAAGGUGCAAUUUGAACUGGGCAAGCGUCGCGUGAGCUACCGUGAGGGCCUUGGCUCUGGGGACGCAAGGCCAAAACAAGAGGUGUGGACCACAGAAAUCGCAGGGAAGCCUGUCUCCGUGUCGUUUGGCUUCACCGUCGAAGCUUUGGAUGAGGGCGACCAGGGUAAUCCGCUAUGGGAUGGUAAUGUUGUGCUGGACAGCAAGAGGCAGCCUAUGCGCCCAUCGGACUUAUUCGCUAACCAACAAGAUCCAAUGGCAAACAUCUCUCGCGGCAUCUUCGACGCGCUGUCAACUUCUCCGCACACUUCUCUGGCUCUCUCGCAUGUCCGUGUCAAGUUUAACAGCUUCCGCUACCCCGUAGAGAUCCCGUCAUCCGUCCUCGCUGGUGCGAGCGCAGCCAUCCUGCGCGACUGCAUCAAGAGCGCUGGAAUGGGGCCUAUCAUGGAGCCUUACAUCCGCCUAAAGAUCACGGUGCCAGAGGAUUCACUCGGAAAAGUCAUCAAGGAUCUGACUGAGCACGGCGGCGAAGUGCUUGACAUGGCAACUGGCGCUCUCAAUGCGGCGGGUACUGAGGAGGACGCAGAACCGUACUCUCACGACGGGGUGUACAUCCCCCCAGAUUGGCUGUCCCCGUCCGCCGUGACUGUGGCGGGCGACAGGUCGUCAUCGUCGUCGAUACUCCGGCGAUCCGUACAAGCUCUUGCUCCCCUGAGUCAGAUGCUCGACUAUUCGAAUCGGCUGCGUGCACUUUCCGGCGGUCAGGGCGUCUUCGAGAUGGUGAAUGCGGGUUUCAAAAAGGUGUCAGAGACGAGGAAGAUGGAGAUUCUGCGGGAGAUAGGUCGAGCAUAG
Sparassis crispa is the source of this 2277-nucleotide messenger RNA. Its product is annotated as Ribosome-releasing factor 2, mitochondrial. The coding region runs from base 1 to 2277 and encodes 758 amino acids. The transcript is spliced from 4 exons. Gene Ontology annotation, molecular function: GTP binding; GTPase activity. Gene Ontology annotation, cellular component: mitochondrion. The record is from RefSeq and is a predicted model, not a curated record. Gene Ontology annotation, biological process: ribosome disassembly; mitochondrial translation. Lineage: Eukaryota; Fungi; Basidiomycota; Agaricomycetes; Polyporales; Sparassidaceae.